Molecule: messenger RNA, 2223 nt
Organism: Daphnia magna
Lineage: Eukaryota; Metazoa; Arthropoda; Branchiopoda; Diplostraca; Daphniidae
Product: cell surface glycoprotein 1
Source: RefSeq, a predicted model, not a curated record
CGAGUUUGUAGAAACUUGCGUCUAUAAAAGGCAUACGACGAAUGUUGGUCUAACGUCAGUCGCUAAAAACCCGAACCGGGACUGCGCCAGUUUUGUUUUUCGGAAGUACACCAGUGAAACAUACACAGACAAAUCAAGUAUUAACGCGCUAACACAGGUUAGAGAACAGCACAAACAAAAACAAAAAUGACACUCCUGAAGGCUAGCACAAUCUUAAUUUGCUUGGCUACGGUCUGCGUUAUCAGCGCGUACCCUGUUGGUAGCCCGCAAACAGCUGAGAAUAAAGGAAGAGGGAGGUCGUACCCGUUGAUCAUCAGUCACUACUCGAACGUUCGGAAUUCGAAAUACAAUUCACCGGCGGCCACUGAAGCUCCUACGACUCCAGCGGCCGGCCUCAAAGAGUCCGACGACCUCAAGGUGGACGAGGACGACGACGACGUCCGUAGCGUAUCGGCUGCCGAUCGAAAAGAUGUCGAAGACGAGUCAAAGAAGAACGAAGAAAAGGUGCAAGACGAGACGGAUGAAAAGAACGAGAAACACGACCGAGUAGCGCCCAAUAUGGCCACUGAUUCAGCAGCAGUGAACGUUCCCCAAAACGAAAGUAUUUCGGACGCCGCCGCAGCUGUUCAAGCCCAAACUGCCGAGGAUUCUCUUCUCGUUUCGAAGGCUGAGGCGGUGCCCUCCAACGAGAACACAGAGGUCGUCGAGAAAACGCAAGAGCCAAAAUUGAGCGAGGGAUCGUCCGACGCGGCCAUCAAAGAAGCCGAUCCAACUGGAACAACGUUGACCAGUGUCCAGGAGGAAGUGCAGCCGACACAGACAACCAGUUUAAUCGAGGCUGACAAACCGGCUGCCCUUGGAGAAAGCCAAAAAACAGACGAGCAAGUAAAGGCCAAUCCCGAAAUGGACAUUCCAAACACGACGAAUGCCGCCACCGCAGACAGCGUUGCCAAAAUUGAAGAACCUACCACCGAGACGGCCAAAGAAGAGGCGAAAUUAUCGCAACCUAUCGCGCCUUCAGAUGAAACCGCGAAGGCAACAGAAUCUGCGACCGAACAAGUGAAGGUAGAAGAGGCAGGUGUCGCGCCUUCGGCUGCUAUAACACCUGAAUCUACUCCAGUCGAAAGCUCCAGGACGGCGGUAUUGGCAACGGAGAAAGAGAAAACUAGCGAAUUCUUCGAGGAGGAUCGUUCUUUCAAGGACAGGCCCGAACCCGAGCUCAUUUUGGCCGCCAUUCGUCAGAGCGCUGCUGCUGUAUUGGCUGUCGGCGGAGAGCAGAAGGUUCUGCCGUCGCAAAUCGACGACGUGGCCAACGAAGGCAUCCGUUUGCAACGCGACGACAACAAGAAGACGACCGAGAAGAAAGAGAAAGAAAAGGAAAAGUAUUUGGCCAAGCCGUCCAAAGAAAAGAAACCCGUCAAACAGAUGGCGAGCAACGAUCCAGUUCAAGAGUACGACGACAUCGCCACACGAUCAGGAAAAUCUAAGGACGACGCAGAAUCGACCACAGACACGACACUUGACAAAGCUCUGACAUCAGAGGAGCCCGUUACUGUCGGCCUGGUGCCCGGCAAUUAUCCAGUCGUUUUACCGGACGGAGAAUCCACUCUCAGUCAUCAAAUUGCGUCAGCGGAUUCGCCAAAAGAAGUCGUUGAAACGUCAGACGAGCCGAGCACGACGAGCUUGACGCCCACCAAUUAUCCAGUGGUUCUACCUAGCGGAGAGUCUACUCUAAGUGACAAAAUUGCGCAAGAAGAAACGAAGUCUUUAGCGUCGGAAGAGCCCGUUAUUAUUAGCCUGGUGCCAAGCAAUUACCCAGUGGUUUUGCCGAGCGGAGAAUCGACUCUAAGUGAUAAAGUGAAACCAGAAGAUUUGGAAUCACCGAAAGCAGCAACUGGUGAAAAGUAGUUGCUUCGCAAUAAAUACUAAACAACCGUGUAAUAAUACUCGCAAAUUCGAAAGAAUUCCGAGCAGUGGGGAGAUGUGUGGAGAAAACUAAAAUCGGAAUAUGUGUUACUUAAAAAGCUUCCAUUUACCUUGAAAGAAAACAAAUGAAGUCUGCAAUCCUGAUUUCGUUCUGACGUCCAGAAAUCAACCUUUAAAAAACGACUACAGCUGAGAGGUUUUCAAUUUUUUUUUUGAAAUGUGAAAGAAAACCUAGCUUCUAUCUUAUUAUGUCAUACGAAUUUUAGCAAAAUAAAUCAUACGAGCCGUUAAAAGUCA